Molecule: messenger RNA, 2674 nt
Organism: Gossypium raimondii (Peruvian cotton)
Lineage: Eukaryota; Viridiplantae; Streptophyta; Magnoliopsida; Malvales; Malvaceae
Product: AUGMIN subunit 8
Exons: 7
Coding region: 494-2377 (627 amino acids)
Biological process (GO): centrosome cycle; spindle assembly
Cellular component (GO): centrosome; cytoplasm; nuclear microtubule
Molecular function (GO): microtubule binding
Source: RefSeq, a predicted model, not a curated record
UCCCCUAAGCACCUUUCUUCUAGCUGUCUUCUUAUCCUACACCCCCCACCACCAGGAAACAAAAGACCAGUGGAGAGUUUGACAGUAUAGUUUCUCCAAUAUUCCCAUAGGGGACCUCUUAGUGCAAUUGCAUUUGCAAAUUUGUGUGAGAUUUUGAUUUAACCAGAAGCCAUAGUGAUGACCGUUAAUCUAUGUUGGAUAGAAUUCUACUGUAAUUUCUGAACCCCCUCCAACCCCGAUUGUGCCCGAUGCUGUUUUAUCUUCUCAGUCUCAUUCUUAUGGCUUGAUCUGCUUGGAUUUGGGCUUUUCUUGAUUAAUAAGCUAUGCCCAUUUCAGUUAAUUUCUUAUUUAUUGAAGGGGAAAGCAUCUUCUUUUUAAGCUGCUGGAGUUAUUCCAGUUAUGUGUGGGAUUCAUGUAAAGGUUAGGCUGUUAAAUGUAGUUUAGUUCUAUUUAUAGAAAAUCCCAUCAAUGUGGUCUAGUUUGGAAGGUUUGGAUGGAUAUAUGUGAAUCAGAGAGACGAUUGCCAAAGCUUGCAGCUGUGGAUACCACAAGGCCUCCUCUUGUUCCUGCUGAAAAAAACAAUGCACCACUCACGACUCGACAGCCUCGAACUAGGGAAGUUAGUUCGAGGUUUAAAGCACCUAGUCCUUCGACAACGUUUGGUCCCAGGCGUUGUCCAUCUCCAAACCUUACUAGAGCAACCUCUACUCCUUCCCAGUUGCCGCAAAAUAGAGCUGUAUCGGCUGAGAGGAAACGCCCCUCAACACCACCUUCGCCUCGAAGUCCAUCUACACCAGUUCAUGAUUCAUCAAUAGCUGUGCAGAUACCAUCUAGAAGGCUAUCAACAGGCCGCACACCUGAAAGUUUAUGGCCUUCUACUAUGAGAAGUCUUAGUGUUUCAUUUCAGUCUGAUACGAUUUCAAUUCCUGUUAGCAAAAAGGAAAAAGAAAAACCAGUUACUAAUGUUUCAUUGGAUCGUACUUUGAGACCUUCUUCAAAUGUGUCUCAUAGACAACAGUCUGAGAAAUCUACCUUAUCACGCAAGCCUACUCCAGAGAGAAAGAGUAGUCCUCUUAAAGGGAAGAAUGCACCUGAUCAAUCUGAAAAUGCUAAGCCAGUUGAAGGUUUGCCUGGCCGAUUGAUAGAUCAGCAUAGAUGGCCUAGUAGAAUUCGUGGGAAAUUAUCUUCCAAUUCAUUGAAUGGAAGUGUGGAUCUGGGUGAUAAUAGGAUUGUCAAAAGUUUAUCCACUCCAGUUCCAGGAACUGGGUUAUCUUCACCGAAGAGAAUGCCAAUGUCUGAUAGUUCGGGUAAACCUCUAAAGAAAUUUGCUAACGACACUACCAGUUUGUUAUCACUCAGUGAAAUUAGUCGAAUAAGACCUGAGGUAAUUUCAAUCGAUGAUAAAUCUCUGCGAGUAUCUGGACCUGCAAGGCUCCUUUCUGCAAGUUCAUUGGACAAAAUGGCACUGGCAACUCAUGCGCUCAAAUCUCUGUCUUUGUCUGCUCCUGGAUCACGACCUCACACACCAAAUAGGACCUCUGUUUCUAGGGGUGCCAGUCCUUCUCGGGCAAGACCUUCCACUCCACCUCCAAGAGGGGUCAGUGCAACUACAAGGGGAGUCAGUCCAUCUCGGAUGAGGACAUCCACCUUAUCUAGUCAAUCCCACAGCUCAACUUCAGUUCUUAGUUUUAUUGCAGAUAUUAAGAAGGGAAGAAAAGGUGCAAACUACAUAGAGGAUGCUCAUCAACUCCGUCUUCUUUAUAAUCGAUAUUUGCAGUGGCGAUUUGCUAAUGCCCGAGCAGAAGCUGUGCUGUACAUUCAGAAAGUUACUGUAGAGGAAAUUUUGUACAAUGUCUGGAAGGCUACUUUGGGUCUAUGGGAUGCCGUGAUCAAGAAAAAGAUCAAUUUGCAGCAGUUGAAGUUAGAGCUCAAGCUGAACACGGUUUUGAAUGAUCAAAUGGGAUAUCUCAACAAUUGGGCACUACUUGAAAGAGAUCAUAUAAGUUCUUUAGCUGGAGCAGUAGAAGAUCUGGAGGCAAGCACUCUGCGUCUUCCCGUAGCUGGAGGGGCAAGGGCAGAUAUCGAAUCAUUGAAAGCUGCUAUUUCCUCUGCUGUUGAUGUGAUGCAGGCUAUGGGCUCCUCCAUUUGUUCUUUACUCUCAAAGGUUGAAGGAAUAAACAAUUUGGUCUCCGAACUUGCUGCAAUAGCUACUCUAGAGAAAAACAUGCUCGACCAAUGUGAAGCUCUCAUGGCUUCAACAGCGGCUAUGCAGUUAGAAGAGUACAGUCUUAGGUCUCAUCUCAUACAAACAAAACAAGCUUUGGAGAGGAAUAAGCAACCAAUGAUGGCAGCCAAAACAUUAUUUCCAUGGCCAUAAAAAAAAAACCAGCUGGUAAGCUAAUAAUAUUCUGCCAAUAUAUUAUUAUUAUCAUUUAAAGUGAGAUAAAAAUUAAUUACAAAAUCUCUGCUCUGCCAGCCCCGGUAAAAUGUAAAUUUCCCCCCCUUUUGUUUCUAUUUUCCUUUUUUAACUUAAAUGGUAAUUUUUUCUUCUUUCAUUUUUUUUACCCUUUCAAAAGAUGGAGUUACUGGCUCUAUUCUUUUUCCCUACGUGUAAUUUUUGUAUUACCAUAUGAAGAAAAAAAAAAGGCAAAGGAAGCAAAAUAUUUGAGUUCAA